Molecule: messenger RNA, 2027 nt
Organism: Trichobilharzia regenti
Lineage: Eukaryota; Metazoa; Platyhelminthes; Trematoda; Strigeidida; Schistosomatidae
Source: the annotation of a GenBank genome assembly
UGAGUUUAUAAAGCUUCACCUGCCAAUAUAUUUAUGACGUGCUAAGUCUUCUCCUUUGUUAAUAGGCGGUUAUUUAAAGCGUAAGUAGGUUGUGGAAGAGUUAGAGAUGGUCAGAGUGAAAUUUGGCAUCAGUCUUUGAAGUCAUUAGUUGCUAGUCUGAACAACAUAACAAAGUAUAUGCCUUUCUGUUCAGAGUCAUUGGAAUGCUAAGAACCAAUAGUUGGAAUCCUGUGACAUGUCUCAAAAUUGUUUAAAAUGGCACGAAUGUUUUAACCCUUUGUCAUCCUCAAAUGCAAGAUACGUCUAUUAAUCUUGAACUGAUUAUUCCACCACCUAUGCAUUUUCGUCCACCUUUUUAUUACAGUCCACCCUGCUUUUGUGUAUUAUUUCAGUGUGGCGACUUAAAAUGAAACUUUGAUGUGAAGCUCUAUCGUCGUACAUUAGUUAUAUAUUUGUAAUUCUAGAGAUUACAGCCAGUGAAAAAAGGAAUGCUUGUCGAUAGUACAAUAGUAUAUCUAUAGUAUUUUUUGUAAAUAAUGUGAAUUACGACAAAAUAUUUGUGAUUCUAACGAUCGUUAAACGUCAAUCAACAAAGAUUAUCUGUGUAUAGUUAUACGGCUUGAUAACAAAUCUAUUGAAAAGUCUCUUCUCUGAAUUACAUAUUUUCACCUUUUUAGGAAGGUGUAGACUUCCAGGUUGGGGUCCUCGAGACGGUAAAAACCAAUGGCUGGAAACAACUGGUGAUAGGGCUCAAAAUCGGUCUCAGUGUCGCAGAUGUAUCCACUCCUUGUGACUUAGGAUUUCCAAUGGAACUGUUUUGUUCUUCGUUAUUGCUCUUCCUUUGUCUCACACUUCUGUUUACCGUCUCUAUUAUGCAUUUCUUCUUUCUCUUUCUUUGUGUGCUACAUGGAACGUGGUGACUCGAACUGCCGCACAUAUAUGCAAAGUUCUGUGUCGAAAACAGACAGACACCUUUUUACCACUUUAGGUGAACCAUAAAUUCAAUCUUAUCAAUUUUUAUAAUUGAUAUAAAUGAACUUAGCAUGAGUCCUCAACAAAUUCUCAGACCCAUUUCAAACUUAUCGUUUAAUGCAAAUUGCUUAAAGUUUUAAAAUUGUCGGCUGCUUCCUAAUAUUACCAAAUAAGGUAUAAUGCUAAAUGUGAGUGAUACUGAAUUCGGUUGUACGAAAAAUAGCGUCAACUAAAUUGUCUUCUGUUCUCGGUAGUAAAGCAUCACUUAAAAAAGAAAUGACCUGUGACUAAUCGCUAUCCAAAUUAUGUCGAUGCAAGCCUUUGAAAGUAACAUUACUUUGCAUACUUCCAACGUUUGAACGUAUACUUUGUCUCUAGCUAUUAAUCCGUGUGGGUAAGUAGACGUAGAUAUUUGUAGUACUAUAGUAAUUACUUAAUAAUAAAUAAUAGAUUUUUCUCUGUCUGCUUACACAGGUUCUUUUAAUUCUGUGAUGAUGUUUGAAGAGAAAGGACCAGACUCACCGCCAAUUUGUAUACAGAAAAGGAAGUCUACUAGAAAAAGCCUCCUCAUUGGGGCUUCUUCUUCGGUUAAUGACAUUUCAAGAGAGCAGUCAUUAAUUGAAGAUACCAAUGACAAGGUGGAUGAUGCUUUACCAAGUGAUAAACUAGUCGAGAGGUACAAGAGUGAAUGCCAAAAGUGGGAUCAGUUGGUGAAGGACUAUGAAACGCGUCUGACAUCACCUAAUGAUCAUACUAACUUCCCAUCUAAGGAAUGGAUCAGUACAGAUUCUGUCGCCAAUAAAUAUUUAAAUCUAAUUUAUUCCCAAAAGUAUUUCAAUACUUUCGAUUCCCUAGAGAGUUUGUCGAAUUCUCUCGUAGAUAUUAAUGACAAUAUAUUUUAUGAACUUGAGAAACUUUCUCGUCUAAUGGAAGAACAGCAUCUGUUCUUUAAAAGUCUCAGGAAAAAAUUACGUUUGAAACAAAAAAUUUAUGAAGUCAUGUACAACCUCUCCGAUUCCCCAACACAUCUCUUAUCUGAAUUUCUUGGCAAAUAA